GCUUCGUUCGCUACCCGCUCAAUUGACGCUUGUUUUUCUUUUGUUCUAUAAAUUAAAAACCCCUCCAUUUCCAUAUCGAAUACAUUACUAUCUUCUGAGUCUUGUGCAAUUUUCCUCAUAGUAAUCAAGAAAAGUAAUCACUAGAGCUUUUCCUCUUCUCAUAAAGAACAGAGAAAUGGAGUCAUUGAAGAUGAGAGCUUUGGUUGCAAUCACUGUCAUGGUCAUGGCUGCCUCAUCCAUUCAGAAUAACGUUGCAGCUGCUGAUGCACCUGCACCAAGUCCUACUUCUGAUGCUACUUCUUUUGUUCCUGCUGUUUUCGCUUCGUUAACAGCUCUUGUUUUUGGAUUACUUUUCUAG
Messenger RNA from Papaver somniferum (opium poppy), 358 nucleotides. Its product is annotated as arabinogalactan protein 14-like. Lineage: Eukaryota; Viridiplantae; Streptophyta; Magnoliopsida; Ranunculales; Papaveraceae. The transcript is spliced from 2 exons. The record is from RefSeq and is a predicted model, not a curated record. The coding region runs from base 176 to 358 and encodes 60 amino acids.